Messenger RNA from Cyprinodon tularosa, 2747 nucleotides. It is a transcript of the gene dlgap5, whose product is annotated as discs, large (Drosophila) homolog-associated protein 5. The coding region runs from base 145 to 2658 and encodes 837 amino acids. The record is from RefSeq and is a predicted model, not a curated record. Gene Ontology annotation, biological process: centrosome localization; signaling; regulation of mitotic cell cycle. Gene Ontology annotation, cellular component: spindle pole centrosome; nucleus; cytoplasm. Gene Ontology annotation, molecular function: microtubule binding. The transcript has 19 exons. NCBI's taxonomy places the organism in Eukaryota, Metazoa, Chordata, Actinopteri, Cyprinodontiformes, Cyprinodontidae.
AAAAUUCACCCGCCAUGAUUGUUUUGUUUCUGGUUCAAGCAGCGUUAAGGUCGGAACGACUGACUUUAGAAGAGAUAUUUUAAAAAGGAAACGCGUUUUUUCCCCCUGCUUUGUGGUAAAAGAGAAGAACUCGGAUCUCUAAACAUGGAGUCGCGGUUUGCUGACCUGCGGUGGCGUGACACAAGUGUGUCGAUGCUCAGAGUAAAGCAGUCUCGCAGGAGGUCUCAGUCCCAAAAGGAGAACCGCGAGCGGUUGGUGAACGCUCGCAGGCAGAUGGAGAAGCUCCCAGAAAUGGAUAUCUCUUCUCUGGACGCCUCCAUCAUGACAGCCAAUAUGUCGACUAUUCAGGAGAAGACGCAGCUCAAUCCUAAACCUGUUAAAACUGCAGCACUGGAUAGGCUGAAACGGCUUCAGAGCUGGAAAGAGCAAAAGGAACUAAAGAAGGAGAAGGAAAGAAGAGAGAAGGAGGCCAAAGGAGUCUUUAAGAUUGGGCUGUAUCAACCGAAGGACACGUUUACUCUCGCGCCGCUGCCUGCCGUUCCACUUGCCGCAUCUAAAGUGAAAGAGUUGAAAAAGGUGAGCACUGCUGCGCCCCAAAGCACCAGAGUCACACGGUCCAUGAAGCAGCCUCAGCAGGAACAAAAAAAGCCUUUGGCGACACAGCAUCCGAAUACUCGGACAAACAAAGCACAACCUGCUGCCGCAACAUUGAGCAGGAGCCGAGCAGCUCCCGUCAAACCUGCUUCAGCUGCCACCAAGACCAGUGCUGGCUAUCCUGCAGCAUCAGGGCCCACUGGGCGAGCUACAUCAACUAGAUCAGCCACCAGGCCUGCUGUUACAAAAGCUCCUGUAGUGAAAGACAAUCCUAAAGCCAAAUGUGCAGAUGUAAGAGCUACAAGGAACACAAAAGCUGCCAACCCCUCUGCUCCUCCGUCUAACAGAGUGAGGAACUGUAAAGCCGUCAGCGUCACCGCUCAGCCUGAUGACCACCAGGAGGUUGGAGUCACGGAGUCUCAGAUCGAGGAACAGCAGACGAGCAUUUGUCCACCAAGCCCGACGCCGUGUCCUGAAGAAAAGAACGAUGUGGCGAACCCAGACCCUGCUGCUGCUUCUGCUCCUUCGUUUGCUCCAGAAGGUUUUCUCUUUCAGGCCCCCUCUGGUUUGUCAUCCUUCAAGUUUGAGCCUCUCACCCCUCGAUCAGCUGAUGCCUUCCUCACACCAAGUCCCAGUUUCAAUCUCCCAGCAGCCCCGGUGUUCAGUGCAGAGGCUCCUGCUGAGUGUGAAGAGCCGCUUCCUCCUCAGACUCCCAGCAGCUCCUCUCUUCAUACGUCUCCAACCUCAGGCAGUCCUCAGGAAUUAAAGCAUGAUGUUCCUUACUUCAGGUCAGAAAUUUCCAAUGAGACGGACAGACUAACGAGCCUUUGUCUCCACUGGGAAUCCAAAGUGGAGGACGAAUCCAUCCCAGAGGAAAUGAGAGACCGAAUGCGCACAGCCGUAGGCCAAGCCAGGCUGCUGAUGAAGGAGCGUUUCAACCAGUUCAGUGGUCUGGUGGAUGACUGUGAACUGGGCCGUGGAGAGAAGAUUACCACCUGCACCGACCUGCAGGGCUUCUGGGACAUGGUUUAUUUCCAGGUAGAAGAUGUCCAAAAGAAGUUUGAUUCUCUCAAAGAAGCAGAGAGCCGUGGCUGGGUGGAGGAGCAGAAACUUCCACCAAGGCGGAGGAAAGUCAAGACGACCUCAGUAGCUCCCACCAAGCCAACAGGAAACAAAACAGCAGCCCGAUCUCGUCUGGCUGCUGUGAAAGCUGCAAUGAAAGCUCGCCAGGAGGCAGCUGAAGCAGAGAAGACAUCCAAAGACGCUGAUGUGCCGCAGCCACAGGUGGAAGGCCAAACGGUCGUCUUUGACGGAGGUUUCUUCCAGGUGGAGAGCCCAGCCAAACCAUCAGUGCUUUCAGUUCGGAGAUCUAGCCGCCUAAGCGCUGCAGCGCUGCCCUGCGCUUCUCCGUGCUCCAGCUACUUCUCACCCAGGAGAGUCACCCGGCGGUCCCUGGCAUUGGCCCAGACAUCUGUUGAAGCAAACGCUUCCCCUGCUCAGCCACUCCACUCUGCAGAGAGGUUCUGCCUUACUCUUGAGCAAACUCCAAGACCAAAGUCUCAACCAGGAACUCCUCAGAUGUCCCAGAAAAAGAGCAACACGGCGAAUCUCUCUCCUGUGAAAGAUGUGCUUUCAGAGGAGGCCCAGUCAGUCCAAAGUCCUCAACCAUCAGAAAUCUCCUCUCCUGCUGAGCAGGUUCCAAUGGAGACAAAGCCGUCUGUCUGUCCCACACCAGAUGGUUCCGUCAUUGAGGAAAUCCCUGGUUUGGACUUUGAACGUUAUCUCCAGCCAUCACUGAGGUGCAGUUUAUCACCAAGAGGCAGCGUCGCCGUAGAGAUGUUAUCUAUGGGAACAGAUGUAGAGAUGGAGAGUCCUAAAGGAGAGGCUGAGGAACUGCUGACUCAUCUAGAGCCAGCACCGUCAGCGGCGUCCCUGGUGUCCACUCCUCAAACUCCACAGAAUGCAGCGUCAGCCCUGCUUCUCUUCACCUCCGACCUCACGGACAGGAUCCGCCAAUCCACCUGCCCCAGUGACCUAAUGGUCUUCACCCCUCCUAUGAUUUAAAGAAUAUCUUGCGUUGACUUUACAGGAUCAUUGAUGAUCCUCUGUGUUUUAAAACUCUUUUAAAAAUAAAGUUGUAGUUAAAAUGUAAA